Bactrocera neohumeralis is the source of this 982-nucleotide messenger RNA. RefSeq lists its product as uncharacterized. Bases 100 to 867 code for a protein of 255 amino acids. The transcript is spliced from 6 exons. Lineage: Eukaryota; Metazoa; Arthropoda; Insecta; Diptera; Tephritidae. The record is from RefSeq and is a predicted model, not a curated record.
UAUACGUAUAUUAUACGUUCUCUGUUCAUAGUAAACAAAAGUCGAAUUUAUCUGAAGCAAAUUUUCUUGCAUUGAAUGGAUUAAUUACAAAUAAAGAAAAUGGAUGAGCCUAUUGAAACUAAAAUAAAUCAAUCACCCGACGAGAGUUUUGAGCGGCUUUUACAUAGUACUGAAGACGCACCGGUGGAAAGCAUAAAAAGUAACAAAGGGCAUACCGAGCGGCAAAAUACUGACCAAAAGUCAGAGAAACCCGUGAAGAAGAGAGUGUCCACUGAGAAGAUUCAUGUUUAUGGUUAUAUGAAAAAGAAAGUUUUAAACCAUUUGGUGGAAAAUGGUUGCAGCUCGCAUAGCGUCGACGAAGUGAUAGCAGCAUCAAAAUUUAAUAAGAAUUCUGUGUUAGAAUAUAUGAAUCAGCGCAUACAAAUGGCGCAAGAAAAUGUGCACGAAGAAUGUGAUUCUCUGAGCUUUUCCAACAUGGAAUCAUGGCUUAAAUUAUUUAAAAAGUGGAAUUUGCCAGAAUUAUGUGUGUAUGAGCCUGCUUUAGUAAUCAAUGCUAUUGCGAAUAAUGAAGACAUUCCUGAACCUAAAGAGUUAGACGGCGUGGACCUAAAAGCUGUUUACAAAUUUCUAGGAAAUGCAUUAAUGGGAUUGCCUCAGCCAAAUUUGGAUGCGAAGAGUGCAGAAUUUUUGGCAAACGAAUUUGAGAUUUUAGUCGGUGAAGCCAAUACGGAAGUCGGUGAUAGCGAAACAGGUCGCAUUAACCAGAAAUUACAGUCUUAUAAGGAACUUCCAUUCUGCGCACAAAACGAAAAAAGUAGCAUAGAUCCUUUAUGCCUCGGCGAUGGUUUGAAUUUUCACCGAAAAUAAACAUGUAGUUGUAAUCACAAAAAAUUAAUUUUAUAUUAUUUUUUACAAAUUCUGUACGUUGAAACUAUUUGCCUUCCCCUUAUUGUAAUAAAAUAUAUUGAAAGUCUGGUUUAUA